Myripristis murdjan (pinecone soldierfish) is the source of this 7590-nucleotide messenger RNA. Its product is annotated as receptor-type tyrosine-protein phosphatase beta-like. Bases 374 to 6457 code for a protein of 2027 amino acids. Gene Ontology annotation, molecular function: cadherin binding; protein tyrosine phosphatase activity. Gene Ontology annotation, biological process: peptidyl-tyrosine dephosphorylation involved in inactivation of protein kinase activity; angiogenesis. The transcript has 40 exons. NCBI's taxonomy places the organism in Eukaryota, Metazoa, Chordata, Actinopteri, Holocentriformes, Holocentridae. The record is from RefSeq and is a predicted model, not a curated record. Gene Ontology annotation, cellular component: signaling receptor complex.
UGAGAGAGGGAGCGGCCGGCCGGCGCAGGAAAAGCACCGAAAACUAUCGGACUUUCUUCAACUUCCUGUCCAUCUCGAUUCUUCAUUUUGGCCUCAGAGCGUCUCGGAGCAGAUCCACACUUUCCUCUGCUUUGUUUUCACCGCGUUUCCUCUGCCCGGUUUGCCCGGUUCUCCACAAGGAACUCUUUCCCAGCAGAGGCGCGAGGCAAGGCUGUGCCCUAACACCUACCGUUUUGGUGCCCUGCGUUGAUCCACACACACACACCCACACACACACACACACACACACACACACACACACUCGUCUCCCUCAGGAGUAUGGUGGUGUCUGCUGCGCUGGAGGAGCCGAGUCUCGCUGUGAAGGUCGACCACCAUGCCGCCAUGUAAAGCCCCGUGCCGGGUCCUGUGGCUCAUCUCAGGACUCAUUUUGGAUGUGAUUGUUGCUGCUCCCUCAGAGGAGCCGUCGCCUCCCUGUAACGUCUCUGUGUCUGCGGUCUCCUCCCGGCUGGACUCCAUAUCUGUGACGCUGAGCACGCCGGGACGCCGCUGCGCCUUCUCCGUCAUGUCUCCGGACGCCGGGACAGAGGCAGCACAGUGCACUGCAGGAGGAGGAGGACGAGGAGGAGGAGGAGGAGGAGGAGGAGAGGAGCUGGGGACUAACGAGAUAGCAGGCAAGGAACUAGGAGAGGAGGAGACGAGAGGAGGACAGGAGGAGACAGGAGGUCAUGACCUCGGGACUAACGAGGUGGAAGGAGGUGAGGAUGCAGGAAACGAGGGUGCAGGAGGCGAGGACGGAGGAAAGGAGGGUGCAGGAGGCGUCUUCACCUGCGUGUUGGAGCACCUGGAGCCUGGGACGGCCUACCAGCUGCACAUCAGUUCCCAGAGUGACCAGCAGGGGGCCAACCUCACCCUGCACACCACUCCCUCGGCGGUCAGCGGCCUGGCGGUCACCUCCAGCUCCAACAGCAGCCUGACUCUGUCCUGGCAGGCCGGCCCGGGACGGACACAGCGCUUCAGACUGCAGCUGUGGGACCGUCCCACCAGCACACACACAGGUCUGGUGAGGAACGUGACACUGGAGAGCACGGCCACACAUCACACACUGCUGGACCUCACCCCGGGACGCCGCUACAACGUUACCAUGGUGACGGAGGCCGGCGGGCUGCGCAACAGCAGGACCAUCGAGGCGCAGACAGCUCCCUCUGCUGUCACCAACCUGACCGUCGACACCGACAACAGCGUCAAUGGCAGCCGGUUGUGGUUGUCAUGGCGACGGCCCGACGGCGACCUGGACGCGGUCACGGUCGCCGUCGUCUCGUCUGACGGGACGGCCCGGCGGGAGAAGUCCCUCCCCCCGGACGCCACGGAGGCGGAGUUUGAUCAGCUGACCCCCGGCUCGGCCUAUCAGGUGACGGUGACGUCCUGGAGCGGCGAGCUGACCGGCCAAUCAGAAGUCACGGCUCGGACAGCUCCGGCUCCGGCCUCCUCCGUGCUCCUCUCCCCCUCCCCCGGCGGCCUCACCCUGUCCUGGUCGCCCCCCGCUGGCCGCUGGGAGAACUACACGGUGCUGCUGUAUAACGGCUCCCAGCUGCUGUCCCGGGACGGGCUGGGCCCCGAGGCGCGGAGCCACGCCUUCCCCGCCGCCGGCCUGCUGUCGGGACGGCUGUACAGGGCGGAGCUGAGGGUGGAGAGCGGCGGGCUGUGGGCCCCCAGCAGCUGUGAGGGGGGCCUGGCUCCUGACCCGGUGUUGGACCUUCACAUCCGUCACUCAGAUGAGACCUCCCUCAGCGCCAUGUGGAGCCACGCCCCCUCAGCCGCACGGGACAGCUACUUCCUGACCAUUCGCCAUGGCAACGACACGGUGGACACGCGGGAGGUGGAGCCUAACAUGAGGGAGUGCACGUUCAACGUGCUCACGCCCGGCAGGCUGUACGCCAUCACCGUGACGACCAGGAGCGGGAAACUCAACAGCUCUGUGUCUGUGGAGGGAAGGACAGUUCCCAUGGCGAUGCACAGCUUCACUCUGAGCAGUACAGGUGUGGACAGCCUCCAGGCAUCAUGGGAAAAACCACCAGGAGAUUUGGACUCGUACUCGCUGACCCUGCUGCGGGACAGUGAGACACACAGUGAGCUGGUUCAGAGUCUCAGUGUGGAUGUGAACUCGUCGGCCCUGCAGCUGAGCGGCCUGACACCCGGCGCCCCCUACAGGCUGCAGGUGGCCACUGUCAGCGGGGGGGUGCAGUCCAAAACCAAGGGCCUGGAGGGACGCACAGUCCCGGCGUCAGUUUCCGAGGUAACGGUUGCCAACGGCGGCCGGUCGGACGCGCUGCGGGUGUCAUGGCGACAUGCAGCGGGCGUGGCCGACAGCUACCUGGUGCGUCUUCAGGACGGGAGAACCGUCGACAAGCUGGCCGUGUCGCGCUCCUCGCCGCCCGAGUGCUCCUUCAGCUCGCUGGUUGCCGGGCGACUGUACACCGUUGUCAUAGUGACGCGGAGCGGCGGCCUGGAGAACGCCACGACGGUUCAGGCCCGGACGCAACCCGCCACCGUCCAGAACCCAACAGCCGUCCACUCUGCCAGAGACGACUUCCUCAAGGUGUACUGGCGCCACGCGGUGGGGGACCUGGAUCACUACGUGGUUCAGAUCCGGUACAACCACAGCACGCUGCAGAACCAGACCGUGUCGGCCGGACACAACGAGUGCGUCUUCUCCUCCCUGGUGCCGGGGCGACUGUACACCGUUACCGUGGAAACCUGGAGCGGCGACUACGUCAGCAGCGUCUCCACCGACGGCCGCACCUUUCCAGCAGCAGUGGGCAAUCUGUCGCCAGGCAACGCAGGGACGAAUGAUUUGACGGUCACCUGGAGCCCCGCCCCCGGCGACGUCGACCACUAUGAGGUGACGCUGCUGUUCAACGACACGCGGGUCUUCCCCCCGGUGACGCUGGGCAGCGAGGCGCGGCAGCACCGGCUCACCUCGCUGACGCCCGGCAGACUCUACAAGAUCGUGGUGUCGACGUUCAGCGGACCGUACCAGAGGCCGCAGUUCAUCGAGGGACGCACAGUGCCCAGCGCCGUGGGAAACCUCCUGCUGUCUCCUCGGCCCGGCCUGCAGGGGGCGUCGGCGGGGCUGGCCGUCUCCUGGACGCCCGGGGACGGAGACCUGGACAUGUACACCGUGUCCCUGUCCGGCCCGCGGGGCGAUGUGGUCGAGACCCGUCCCGUACCCAAACACGUCUCCUCGCUCGACUUCCUGGAUCUGACCCCAGGCCAGGCCUACGCCGUCACCAUCCAAUCACUGAGCGGCAAGCUGACCAAUAACAAGACAGCCACGGGCAGGACAGCCCCGGCCAGGGUCACGGCGCUGCAGGCGGACAACGAGCACACCACCCACAGCCUCACCGUUACCUGGGAGACGGCGGCGGGCGUGCUGGACGGCUACAGGCUGCAGCUGCUGGACGAGGCCGGCGUCCUGCUGGCCAACCGCUCGGUGGCGGCGGGCGGCCGGGCGGAGCUGCUGGACGGCCUGACGGCGGGGAGGUGGUACCGCGUCAGGCUGGUGACGCUGAGCGGCGGCGUGGCGUCGCAGGAGGCCGUCGCAGAGGGACAGACACGUCCGGCGGCGGUCAGUGCUCUGGCGGUCAGCUCGGCCAACAGCUCCUCGCUCUCCUUCUCCUGGCGGCCGUCGGACGGCCACGUCGACGCCUACGAGCUGUCACUCUUCAGCGUCUCCGAGGCGACGACCAACCACAGGCAGGACGCCGCCGGAACCAGGAAGGAGCAUCACCAGGGCGUGCUGCUGGACCUGCAGAGGCUCCCUGCCGCCUCAGACGGCUGUGUGUUCUCGGGCCUGGAGGCAGGAAGUCUGUUCCGGCUGCAGGUGGUCAGCUGGAGCAGAGGCAUGUCCAGCGACUCCGCCCUGCUGGCCAGGACCGUCCCGUCAGCAGUCUCCUCUCUGCAGGUGAGCUGCGGCGGGCAGACGGACAGACUGACGGUCAGCUGGCAGCACGGAGCCGGCAGCUGGUCCAGCUACCAGGUGGUAUUGUAUGACGCCUCCGGAGCCACGCUGGGUGCACAGAAGCUGGGGGCGGAGCAUACAGGUCACAUGUUCCCAGGGCUGAUCCCUGGUAGGCUGUACCGCGCUGAGGUCAUCACACACAGCGGGGAGCUGACCAAUAGCGUUUCAGAGCUGGGACGCACUGCUCCGGAGCCGCCCACCCACCUGUCCGUCAAACAGGGCCCGACCAAUGAGACGCUGGAGCUGUCGUGGGCUGGCCCCGCCUCCGGGGACUUCGACAGCUUCAGCCUACAGUGGACUCCGCCCGACCGCCUGUCAAUCACCCAGAUCCGACCAACCAGCCGCGUGGUGGGCGGGAUGUUCCCGGGCCGGCUCUACAACUUCAGCCUGUCCACUGUCAGCGGGGGCGUGGCCGGGGGCGGGCCCACAGCCAUGAGCCAGCCAAUCCAGAGAGCCGUCAGGACGAGUCCGUCUCCUCUGAGGUCCAUUCACUGCUUCCCUCUCUCGUCCUCCUCUCUCUCCUGCUCCUGGGUGCCCCCUCCGUCCGACUUUGACUCGUACGAGGUCGAGUGUCGUCGCCAUGACAACGGCGAGCUGACGGCAGCGCUGCGGCUGGCGGCGGGCGUUACCGCGGUGACGCUGGACCGCCUGGAGGCCUUCCGCAAAUACUCGGUGACGGUCCGAGUGGCAUCGGACGGCCUGACCAGCCAACCGGCCACACACACCACCGUCACCAUGAUAGACCGCCCGCCGGUCCCGCCCCCCAGCGUGCGCGUCAGCGAGAGGUCGUCCAAGGUCACGUCCUCGUCCAUCCUGUUCCGCUUCAACUGCUCCUGGUUCAGCGACGCCAACGGAGCCGUGCGCUACUUCACCGUGGUCGUGGCCGAGUCGGAUGAGAAGGACGUCCUGCAGCCUGAACAGCGCCACCCUCUGCCCUCCUACCGCGACUACAUCAGCAACUCCUCGGUCAGGGCCUACCAGACCGCCUACUUCCCCAGCCGCUGCCCGCAGGACGCCGACGCCUCUGCUGGACAGGUGGUGGAGGUGAACCUCGGGGCUGGAGGGGACCGGCUGGGCGGGGCCUGUGAUCGUUACCGUGACGAUGGCGACAUCUACGUGAGCGACAGCUACGGCGACUUCUGUGAUGGGCCACUGAAAGCCAAAACCUCCUACAGGCUCAGUGUGCGUGCCUUCACCAGGCUGUUCGAUGAAAACCACCGAGAGUUUCCUCAGCCUCUGUUCACCGACACCUACCUGUCCACACCGCUCAGGACGCACGCCGAGCCUCUAGGUGGCGUGGUUGAGGGUCUGAGUGCUGGCAUGUUCCUCAUCGGUAUGAUGGUGGCUGUCGUCUCCCUGCUGGUGUACAGACAGAGGCUGCGCAAAGUGGCUGUGCAGGAGAACCCAGUGGUGAGGAUGAGUAUGUGGAAAGAGGUGCCGACUUCAGGGAUUUAUAUGGGCGUCAGGAGCAACCGACGAGUCACCAGUCCCGUCAAAGCGAGUCACUUCGAGUCCCACCUGACCAAGCUGCAGGCCGACUCCAACUACCUCCUGUCCGAGGAGUUCGAGGACCUGAAGGACGUGGGGCGGAACCAGACGAUGGACGCCGCCCGCGUGCCGGAGAACCGAGGGAAGAACCGCUACAACAACAUCCUGCCAUACGACUCGACCCGAGUGAAGCUGUCCCACCUGGAGGACGAGCCGUGCUCCGACUAUGUCAACGCCAGCUACAUGCCUGGCAAUAACUACCGCAGGGAGUACAUCGCCACGCAGGGCCCGCUGCCCGGCACCAAGGACGAUUUCUGGCGGAUGGUGUGGGAGCACGGCGUCUACAACAUCGUCAUGGUAACGCAGUGUGUGGAGAAGGGGCGGGUGAAGUGUGACCAGUACUGGCCUGAGGACAAAGAGCCUCUGUAUUACGGCGAGCUGGUGAUCCAGAUGCUGUCCGAGUCCGUCCUGCCCGAGUGGACCAUCAGGGAGUUCAAGAUCACCUCGGAGAGCGGCUGCAGUUACCCCCGGGUGCUGCGGCACUUCCACUACACGGUGUGGCCGGACCACGGCGUCCCGGAGAGCACGCAGUCCCUCAUCCAGUUUGUCCGGACGGUGCGGGACUACGUGGACAGAUCGCCCAGCACCGGGGCCACCGUCGUGCACUGCAGUGCCGGUGUCGGUCGCACAGGAACCUUCAUCGCUCUGGAUCGGGCUCUGCAGCAGCUGGACUCCAAGGGAACCGUCGACCUUUACGGCUGCGUGUUCGACCUCCGCCUGCACCGCUCCCACAUGGUCCAGACCGAGUGCCAGUAUUCAUACCUGCACCAGUGUGUGAGGGACGUUCUGAGAGCCAGGAAGCAUCGCAGUGAGCAAGAAAACCCGCUCUACCCCAUCUAUGAAAACUUCAACCCCGAGUACUGCCGAGAUUUCAUGUACACCGGACGCUAACGAGGACGCACGCUGCUGGGUUAGCCUGCGAUGCUAACGAGUCACCAUCCACACAGCCAUGUGCGUUAGCGGGGCGGCUAGCUGCACGUUUGACAAAACUGCCACGAAAUUCAGCAAAAUCAGAAAGACAACAAACCAUAAUUGAAUUGAAUCCACGUGUGUCUGCUAAAUGCAUCAAUAACAGACAGACAGUUGAAGCAAAGGGAAGUUUAGCGUGCGAGCGUCCUCAGCCGGUUUCCUCAAACUCAACAAGCACAGGGAAGGAAAGAGCCAUUUGUGUUUCUAUAGCGACACUCACUACUCCACAUAAGCUGUUUAUUUAAAAGUAACACUCAUUGCUGUAUGUAAAUAUUGAUGUAAUACUCUUGUUUUUAUAUGACGAUGAUGAAUCUGUGUUCUUGAAUGUUUCUCCUCAUGAAGCUCCUCUUCCUGAGCACGAGGAGCGCUCGGCUGGUCUCACUCCACGUGGGACAUUUUCAUAUUUUCAGGGUUUUAAUUUGUGAAAUCAAGCGCUCCUCACGUAGCACUGUAAACUCGUGUCUUGUAUUCAGACUUUAAAGUACUAACUGCACACAAGAUGUUUCUUUCUAAAAACAAACAUAUAAAUAUAUUAGAAAUAAAAUACAAAUCCAUUCCCUCAGCGUCAUGAUUUCAUAUUUUAUUUCAUCCCCAUUUUUACAUUUUAUUUCAACCUAACUUGCCCGUCUUUUAUCAUGUAUUUUGGUCUAAAUAAGUCUGAAUACAAGGUAGAAUCACUUACUAACAUUAUUAUUUUAAUUGCUGUUGUUAUUAUUAUUGUUACCAUUACUGGCGGCCAAAUUGGAGUUCAGCAGUUUUAAUAUUUCUCAAAUAAAAUCGGCUCAUAUAACUGAUGAAUGCCUGUUUUUGUCACAUAUCUCUGAGCUUUAAUGGAUGAAAAUAAAUCCAGUACACAGUUUAACUGCUUUGCCCAGAAAAUAACAGAAAUUUUAAGGAUCUAUGUUUUUGGAAUAUUUCUGACAUCUGUUUUUGUGAUGUGAAGCAUUUUGUAUGCAGAGUCCUCACAUGCACGAGUGUGUAAUAAACAGUGAGUCAGUAAAUCCAGAGAGUCACUACAGACGGCUGAGUUUGUCUCGCGUCUACACCAGAGUUCA